Symphalangus syndactylus (siamang) is the source of this 6292-nucleotide messenger RNA. It is a transcript of the gene GPATCH2, whose product is annotated as G-patch domain containing 2. Gene Ontology annotation, molecular function: nucleic acid binding. The record is from RefSeq and is a predicted model, not a curated record. NCBI's taxonomy places the organism in Eukaryota, Metazoa, Chordata, Mammalia, Primates, Hylobatidae.
GGUUUCCGCCUCCUGUAGGCUUCCGGAAGCUCAUCUCAAAAUGCUGAACUGCUCUUUGGAAGUCGCCGGUGCUGUAGUAGUUGGAGUCUCUUCACGGGCCUGAGCCUCGAGGCCAGGCUCCUGGGUGUCGUUAAUGUUCGGGGCCGCCGGGCGCCAACCGAUCGGAGCUCCAGCAGCCGGGAACAGCUGGCAUUUCAGCAGAACCAUGGAGGAGCUGGUUCAUGACCUUGUCUCAGCAUUGGAAGAGAGCUCAGAGCAAGCUCGAGGUGGAUUUGCUGAAACAGGAGACCAUUCUCGAAGUAUAUCUUGCCCUCUGAAACGCCAGGCAAGGAAAAGGAGAGGGAGAAAACGGAGGUCGUAUAAUGUGCAUCACCCGUGGGAGACUGGUCACUGCUUAAGCGAAGGCUCUGAUUCUAGUUUAGAAGAACCAAGCAAGGACUAUAGAGAGAAUCACAAUAAUAAUAAAAAAGAUCACAGUGACUCGGAUGACCAAAUGUUAGUAGCAAAGCGCAGGCCAUCAUCAAACUUAAAUAAUAAUGUUCGAGGGAAAAGACCUCUAUGGCAUGAGCCUGAUUUUGCUGUGGACAAUGUUGGGAAUAGAACUCUGCGCAGGAGGAGAAAGGUAAAACGCAUGGCAGUAGAUCUGCCACAGGACAUCUCUAACAAACGGACAAUGAUGCAGCCACCUGAGGGUUGUAGAGAUCAGGACAUGGACAGUGAUAGAGCCUACCAGUAUCAAGAAUUUACCAAGAACAAAGUCAAAAAAAGAAAGUUGAAAAUAAUCAGACAAGGACCAAAAAUCCAAGAUGAAGGAGUAGUUUUAGAAAGUGAGGAAACGAACCAGACCAAUAAGGACAAAAUGGAAUGUGAAGAGCAAAAAGUCUCAGAUGAGCUCAUGAGUGAAAGUGAUUCCAGCAGUCUCAGCAGCACUGAUGCUGGAUUGUUUACCAAUGAUGAGGGAAGACAAGGUGAUGAUGAACAGAGUGACUGGUUCUACGAAAAGGAAUCAGGUGGAGCAUGUGGUAUCACUGGAGUCGUGCCCUGGUGGGAAAAGGAAGAUCCUACUGAGCUAGACAAAAAUUUACCAGAUCCUGUCUUUGAAAGUAUCUUAACUGGUUCUUUUCCCCUUAUGUCACACCCAAGCAGAAGAGGUUUCCAAGCUAGACUCAGUCGCCUUCAAGGAAUGUCUUCAAAGAAUAUUAAAAAAUCUGGAGGGACUCCAACUUCAAUGGUACCCAUUCCUGGCCCAGUGGGUAACAAGAGAAUGGUUCAUUUUUCUCCAGAUUCUCAUCACCAUGAGAUAAACAAUCAACUGCAAUAUACGAAUAUAAUAGCUUCAGCGGAUAUAUCGGCAGAGACAUUGGGAGUUUGGAAAAGGAAGCAUCUAAAUCUGCCAGGCCAUUGGUUUAGCCCUGGGGCUAGGACAGAGCAUGACCAGCAUCAGCUUCUGAGAGAUAAUCGAGCUGAAAGAGGACACAAGAAAAAUUGUUCUGUGAAAACAGCCAGCAGGCAAACAAGCAUGCAUUUAGGAUCCUUAUGCACGGGAGAUAUCAAACGGAGAAGAAAAGCUGCACCUUUGCCUGGACCUACUACCGCAGGAACAUGUAGCCACAUUUUGGAUGAAACACAUGUCAUCAGUCUUGCAGUUCAGAUCUUUCAUAAGGCAGGAUUUGUAGGUGAAAAUGCCCAGCCAAUCCUAGAAAAUAAUAUUGGAAACCGAAUGCUUCAGAAUAUGGGCUGGACGCCUGGGUCAGGCCUUGGACGAGAUGGCAAGGGGAUCUCUGAGCCAAUUCAAGCCAUUCAGAGGCCAAAGGGAUUAGGACUUGGAUUUCCUCUACCAAAAAGUACUUCCGCAACUACUACCCCCAAUGCAGGAAAAUCCGCCUAAGAAAAGCAAAGAAGAAAUGUUUUACAGACUUUAUUCACUAUGUCCCAUUGUUCUAAAAUGAUAACAUGACUUCUGUUUUUGAAGCAAAAAUCUACAUUGCCUCAAACACAUCACUCUAGCUUCCUAACUGCAUACAGUCCUGCCAUAGUGAGAGAAAUGGGAUUUCAUCACAAUUCAUGGUGCUAAAAUGAAAACCUCUGCCCUUUAAUUUUUUUCAGUAAUUUCCAGCUAUUUCUAGGUAUAAAGAGCAGCUCGUUUCUCUUAUUUAUUUUAAUCUCAUGUGUCAAUACUUUCUGAUGCUUUGCUUAAUUCAUGUAUGUGUGCAGUGCUGCAAUGCCCAGACAAAUGUGAGCACACCCACCGGUUUCUAAAAUGGGAUAGACAGGAAAAGAUUGUGUUUUAUAUCAUCCCUAUCUAUUGUAACCCAAAAGACCUACCAUCGCAUCAGUGAAGUCCGAACACAUCUUUGUUUGAAAGGCUUGUCAAUUUCAUAUUCCUUGAAUUUGGCUUCUUUGUGAGGAUUUUCUGACAGAGUGAUACCCAUUAAUUUUCUAUCCUUACACAAUGUAGUGUGAAGUUCACAGUUGACAAACAACAAUUAAUGUUUCCCUUGGACGUUUUGACAAAAAUAAGCCUCAUCAUUGUUAUCACCAGAGUGCCCUCUACCUUACUUUAAUGCAGAUUUUAUAAAUUUUACCUCAUUUAGAACAUAAAAUAAUUAUUGAAAGAAAAAUGUAUUUUUUAAAUUCACCAUGACUGAACUGUAAAUUCUAUUAAUCCAGAUGUACUUCUACCUCUGUUUUCCCAAAGAUUGAUAUUAUUUUUAAGAUCAACUCAAGUGUAGUAAACGGAUUUAAAAUUUUAAUCAUUGGAGUAAUUUAUUACAAUAUUGAAUCAAUUUAUAUGAAGAGUUAAAUGGCUCUCCCAGAACUCAGAUUUCUGGCAAUGGCCCAACCCAUUUAGAAGGUGAACAAAAGAAGUAAAUGGUACUGAUUUGCCCUUUCUAGGACCCAAGAUGUUACUUUAAAACCUAGCAAAAGAGGUCGUUUGUAUUACGUGCCUAGUAUUGAGCUGUUCCUGAGUCGUUUGCUUCAUAGUAUCAGAGAUUCUAAAUUGCUUUUAGUUUAGAAGAUCUUUAUUUAUUAUCCUCAUUAUUAACAACUUAUGAUGAUGAUUAUCAUCAUUCUAUUUAUAAUGGCCUUUACUGGUUGAGUAAAGACUGAGAUAACACAUGUGAAUCACCUUUCAAUGGGUUUUUAAAAUCUUGUCACUUUCCAAAAGAGUUUGUUUCUUUUUUCUUUUUUAUUUUUUUUGACAGAGUCUGCCUCUGUCACCCAGACUGGAGUGCAGUGGCACACUCCCGGCUCACUGCAGCCUCCCUCUCCUGGGUUCAAGCGAUUGUUCUGCCUCAGCCUCCCAAGUAGCUGGGAUUACAGGCACCCACCACCACACCCGGAUAAUUUUUGUAUUUUUAGUAUAGACGGAGUUUCACCAUGUUAGCCAGGCUGGUCUCGAACUCCUGACCUCAAGUGAUCCGCCCACCUUGGCCUCCCAAAGAGCUGGGAUUAUAGGCACGAACCACAGCACCUAGCCCCCAGAAGAGGUUUUAAAAGGUGUUAAGGGAGGUUUAUGCAUGUAACAGACCUUUCUCAGGUGGUCCCCUAAAAAAAAUCCUGCCAGCUAGGGAGGGGAAGGCCGACCUGCUAUUUGAAAGCCUUUAUGGUUUGCCAAAUAUACAUUUCUUGAGAAUGAUCUUCUUUCCCAGGGAUAUUGUUACCUAGAGGACGGGUUGGUUAGGGGACUAUGGACGACCAGAAGAGAUGUUCUUUUGAAGCAUUCUUGUUGGAUAAAGUAACCCCAUGGUAUCAUUACUUUCUACAAGUUUUUUACUUAGAAAUUUGCCAUUUUUUUAACUGAUAUUUUCUAAAUGCUCAUUCUGUCUAUGUAGCCAGGGGAAGAUUAUAUACAAGUUUUAAAACUUCUUUGUGAUAGUGUAUUGUGCUCUAGGGUCUAUUCAAAAUUUGGUGUUUGAGCUUUUUCUUAAUUUGAUUGCCUGGAGAUCUGCUAAAAUCCUAGAAUCUCAAAAAGCCAAGUUUGAAGCCACUGAGAGCAAACAAUGAGGUCAUUGUGAGCGUGGUUCCACACUCCUGAGGACUUGGCUGUUCUUUUUCACCUUAUUAUGUUCUGAUGGAGGUAAAAACGCUCAUGGUGAAGAAGAGCAGUAUAUAUGCCAGACUAGUGUAUAGGAACUUCUUCAUUAAAUAUUGCAGUCCUUAUGAGUGCUCUUUACUGCUGUUCUGGACAGGUACAAAUCUUCUGAAGCAACUUCUGUAGGAUGUUGACUUAGCUUCUCUAACACCUAAAAAAAAUUCUUCUUUGUAUUUUCAGCUAAUAGAAGACAGUUCUUCAUCUUGACCCCUAGAGCCCUCUAUGUGAUUCACAGAGGACUUAAAAUACUUCUUAUUCUGUUGAAGUGUUUAAUUGUACAGAAUCAGCACUCAAAGCAAAGAAGUGAUAACAUCCCAAGCUUCCCCCAUACUUCUACUGACAUGCCCUCAGUCUUUAAGAAAACUCAGUGCAGACCUGAUGUUCUGGUUGUACCUGAACUUAAUUGGAGAAACAAACACAAUUAAAAUAUGAAUUUUUUAGUAUAAAUCAAAUGUCUUUCACCAUCUGAAGCCCACUAAUUUGUGUUUUAUAUAUAGUUAGUUAAUUUUUUGCCAGUUAUGACGUCCAUAGAACCCAAGAUUUAGAAUGUAUCAUUUAUAUUUCCUCUAAAAGGUAGUAGGAUAUUUCUUCUGCUCUUUUGUGAAGCCACUCUUCUACAGGAUCUGUAGCCUCAUAGCAAAUUAAUUGGUUGUACUAAAAAUUUCAGAGAGUGCAUAGGUCUCCCUUUUCUAUCCUAAUUACCUGCAAUAGCCUAGAGACGCUGAGCAUGAUUACAUUAGCAACUUGACUGUUUAAAAAAUUUAUUUGUGGCCGGGCGCGGUGGCUCACGCUUGUAAUCCCAGCACUUUGGGAGGCCGAGGCGGGUGGAUCACGAGGUCAGGAGAUCGAGACCACGGUGAAACCCUGUCUCUACUAAAAAUACAAAAAAUUAGCCGGGCAUGGUGGCGGGCGCCUGUAGUCCCAGCUACUCGGAGAGGCUGAGGCAGGAGAAUGGCGUGAACCUGGGAGGCGGAGCUUGCAGUGAGCCGAGAUCGCGCCACUGCACUCCAGCCUGGGCGACAGAGCAAGACUCUGUCUCAAAAAAAAAAAAAAAAAAAAAAAAAAAAUUUAUUUGUUAUACUUGAUAAUGACCAGACUGUGUGCUGGAAUCAUUUGUUUCCUUCUUUUCUGCUCCCCGAAUACACUAUUUAAUUUGGUUGCUUUUAUUUUUAAACUAUAUGGCACCCUUUUAAAUAAACAUUCAUUGCUAAUUAAAAUCUGCCAAUAAUUGGUCUCAGCAUUUAAAUACCAUAUAUUUUAUAAUUCAUACUGUGGCUAUCAAACAGAAGUUAACACAGUAGGGGUAAAGACAUACAUAAUGUGUACCUAUAGGUGUAUUUAUAAUGCCUGUGUGCAGUAUACAGACAUAAUUACAAAAUAUUGCAUUUUAUUAAUGUUUAUUUUAACACUGAGAAUUGGUAUUCUUGUAAAUUGAACUGACAAUUGCUUCUAUUCAGUACAUUUUAUUUUGAGCAGAUAUUUCCCAAAAGAGUAAAAAUCACUGUUGACAUGCUUUUUAAAACCAUUUUCACCUGUAUUUUGUCUUUCAAAAAGAAAAGUGAUCUAAAUUGGCAUUGUAAAGAAAUUGUUAGCAAAGAAUAUUUUUUAUUUUUUUAUUUUUUCUUUUGGUAGAAAGUUAUAUUAACAGUACAACAAAGAAUGAAAGAAUAAAACAUAAUGUUUAAGAACAUUAUUUAUAGGCAGUCAUUGUCUUUGUGCUUUAAAUGUUUCCCUUUUACCUUAGAGUAAUUUUUUAAAAGUUGAAAGUACUUUAAAAAUGUGUUUAAAUGGGUACCCAUUGACAAUUAGCAUUUAAUAGUGCAGUUAAGUUCAUUGUUAUUAAGCCUUGAAAAAUUUCAAUAUCUUGAAAAAAUUAGAGAAAAAUAUUGGUAAACGUAUUUGAUUCACAAAUGUAUUCAUAGCCGAUUGUGAGCUGCUCUACCACAUUUUCCUGUUUUUAUUGUUUCUGUGAAGCUUGAUUAGACUAACUUGCUUAAGGUCUCUUUCCGUUCAAGGAGUCUAUGAUUCUAAUGUAACAAGGUACACACGCUCUCUCUGACCACUUAAAGCAUCAGAGUUCAAAUCUGUUACAAUCACUCCAUUUCCUUUUGGAAAGUUGUGCCUCUCAUAAAGCUGCUUGGACGUUUUAAGUGUUUUUGUAAUAUGCAUUAAAGUGUUGAGUUUUGUUUGCUGUAA